Messenger RNA from Saccostrea cuccullata (small rock oyster), 1685 nucleotides. RefSeq names its product interferon-induced protein 44-like. Gene Ontology annotation, molecular function: GTP binding. The transcript is spliced from 6 exons. The record is from RefSeq and is a predicted model, not a curated record. The coding region runs from base 94 to 1500 and encodes 468 amino acids. Lineage: Eukaryota; Metazoa; Mollusca; Bivalvia; Ostreida; Ostreidae.
AGCAAGUUGUUUUCUCAAAUACGAAAAUACCUGUUCUUUAUGAAAUAGCCACUUAGUUUCUUUGGGACAAUUCUUUGCAAAAUUAUCGGUGAGAUGGCAACAUUGAAGAAGAUUGAUCAAAUUCAGCUUGCAAAUUGGAUUGGUAGAGAAUGUCACUUCGAUCUUCUUUACGCAGUGAGCAGAGAUGGUUGUACCGGUGCGAAAUUCCACGAACUAUGUGACAAUAAAGGACCCACUGUGACUGUCUUCUUCAAUGCAGACGAUAAUGUUUAUGGUGGAUAUGCAUCUAAAAGCUGGACAAGUAACUCAGAAUGGGUAAAUGACAAUGUUGCCUUUUUAUUUAAGCUGUACACCAAAAACAUGUGGAAGCCACAACAAUUUACAAAUAAAUGUAAAGACCAAACAUUUGCAUGUGAAAAUAAGUGGGGACCGUGGUUUAGAGAGUUGCACAGUUUCAAAAGUCCUAUCGAGAAAAAAACAAAUGUUUAUAAUCUUGAUAAGGAAUCUCUCUUUAAUGGAGAAUUCUUUAACAUAGAGAAGGAAAAUGCAGGAUCCAUUGCUUCUGGACACAAUAACGUGAAGGAUUUGGUUGUUUACGCAGUGCUUGAUGGACCUGGCUCUCUCACUCCAUGGAGAAUUCCUCCUUUAUGGACAUUACAGGCUUGUCAGGAUUUAAAAGACUUUAUUUCGACGUAUCAACCUCCUAAGGACCUAGAUGUUCCUGACGUCAACAUAUUGCUUGUAGGUGCGGUUGGAGCAGGAAAGUCUAGUUUCCUUAACACAGUAAACUCUAUUUUCCAUGGAGAUAUAACAUCACGCGCAUGUACAGGAAGUUCUGACCACAGCCUAACAACAAAACUUCAGCAGCUGCGGGUUCGAGAUCCAUCCUCAGGAUCUUAUAUGCAUGUCCGACUUUUCGAUACUCCUGGCAUAGAAGAGGACCUUUCAAUCAAACAAGAAGACAUUGGCUUUAUCCUUGAUGGUCAUCUUCCAAAUCAAUACAAGUUUAACCCAUUCUCACAAGCCUCUCCAGAUGUACCUGAUUUUAAGCAAGAGACCUCAAUCAAAGAUAAAAUUCACGUCGUGACUUAUGUGAUUGAUGCUAGUACUAUUGGAGAAAUAAAGCCAGGCGUUGUACACACACUGAGUGUUAUCAAAAGACUCAUUGUAGACAGAGGUGUUCCUUUGGUUGUCCUUUUAACAAAAUUGGAUAAGGUGUGUCAGCUUGUGGAAAACGAUAUCACAAACAUCUUUAAAAUUGAAAUGGUAGAAGGAAAAGUCAAUGAGGUUGCACAAAUGAUAGCCAUCCCUAGAUCACACGUUCUUCCGGUUAAAAACUACGAAAAAGAAACCGAAUUGCAAACUGAAAUAAGCAUACUUGCCCUACAUGUACGAGCGAUGAAACAAAUUCUCACAUUUGCCAAUGAUUACUUUGAGAAUUACCUGGAUAUGGCAGUCAUCCCAAACAAAACCUUCGCUCAGUUUAAAAGCAAUGACUGAUCCGUGAUAAAACAGACUGAAGACAUUUGUUUUCCUAAUCUUUACAUUCAUUUCAAUUAAAACAAGCAAAUUUAAAGAAUUGUGGUCCACCGCUUUCGGUGUUUUUGUGGGUGAGAUGUCAUUUUUAUGAAUAUUGUGUCAAAUAUGAACGCUUUAUCAUAUGUCCUUUAGAAAUUAUAACCGAU